AUGCAAAGAAAAAACACUACGCUUGGAUCCUGUCACGAGUCAACCCGCAUGACAUGAGUUUUAGGUUCAGGGAUGAGCAGAUCCGUAGGUUUAGAGUCUCUGACAUGGUUUCCAUCAUGGGGUUUGCAAAUUCCAGUGCAUCUGUGACGUAUGAUACUCCUUUGGACCGGGCAGCACUUGUUGCGCAGAUACAGGACAUAGUUGGCCUUGAGAGAAAAGCAGUAGGGGGUCUAGCUGUCAAGGACAUAUCGUAUGCAUUUGAGCAGAUGAAUCCCAGGUCACUAGAUCCAUAUGAGCGUAGGGCAAUGUCAGUAGCAUUCUCUUUGUUGGGGUCUGCUCUGGUAGUAGCACCAAACCAAAGAUAUAUUGCUGUACCAGAUGAGAUCCUACAGUGUGUUGUGCAUCCACAAGGCACUGGGUUCUACAAUAUUGCAAAAUAUGGGUUUGAACGAGUUAGGGAGGCAGUACGUAAAUUCCAAGCUGACAUAAGCAGAGGCAAGAAAACAAUAGAGCUUGGAGGAUGCCAAACAGCAGCACAGAUUUGGGUCCUGGACUGGAUGGACUUUGGCAGCUCAAAUGUGACAUCUCGGCGCCUACCGAGGUUAUCAUCCUACACUGGUGACAAGAUAAAAAAAUUUGAUUGCGCUAGAUGAGCGAUUCCCUGGUCAGUUCAAGACUAAACCUGAAGGCUGGAAAGACAACGUCAACUGGGUUUGGCACCCCAAGAUGUCGGAUCAUCCACCGCUCGUUGGCAUUGACAGCCCACCAAUAGAACUUGGGGCCGUAGUGGAUGACGGAGUUGAAAAAAUCUUCCGAGAUGCGGUUACAGCAUGGUGUAUCGAACACCCAGGAACCAUUGGGGACAGCCAUGAUGGGGGGAUGAUGAUGCCACCGUGGAGAAGUUCCUGUAAGGGAUCAAGAACAACAAUAGAGAUUUUGUUAGGAAGCUAAUGCAUGCAUUUGCUGUUACAAGAUCAGAUGUAGUGAGCACAUCGGCAUCAGAAGGUGUGGGAGGCAGUGGCACACAUGACGGGGUGCGCCCGGUGGCAAUUGAAGCGACAGUUCCAGCCACUCAAAGUUCUGUGGCUGUUCACAUCACAGAAGAUGCAGCACAUAUAGAAAGAUUAACUAAGGAUGGUGAAUUACCACCAGUGUCAACGGCGCCUGUGAUUCCUGUAACUAUAACUACAAAUGAAAGAUGUGCAGGAGUUGUGGAUCUAGCGCCUAAUCUAGUGCCUGCUGACCAAAUAACAACAGCUGCAAGUGUCGAUAUCGAUGGAGAUCAUGCCACGGAUUCGACGGUGCAAGAUGUCAUCCCAGCCCCUCAGUCUGCAAGUGGCACCGCAGGGAGUGGUGCUACAAGGCGACGCCUAACUCGAGCAGAGUUAGGCAAGCUGCCAGUGGAUGAGAAAUGUUGUGAACCUCCAGCAGAUAAGAUACCCGGGAAUGAGGAUCAAAUAGCAAGGGACAACAUGCUGGCAUCGGAGAUGCACCAUACGUAGACCUGGAAACAUAACUCUAAUAAACAAGUACAUUGUUUAUGUAAAUUCAUCUAUACCAUUUCUAUUGCUCUAUCUGUCAGGCGCUGAAUUGGAGGCUCAACAUCCUUUGGCAGGCGGAGGAAAUGGCGUUGGGAUUGCCAAUCCAGCAUCAAUCGGGAUGACGUGGCAUG
Molecule: messenger RNA, 1672 nt
Organism: Triticum dicoccoides
Lineage: Eukaryota; Viridiplantae; Streptophyta; Magnoliopsida; Poales; Poaceae
Exons: 9
Coding region: 951-1502 (183 amino acids)
Source: RefSeq, a predicted model, not a curated record